This is a messenger RNA of Megalops cyprinoides (Indo-Pacific tarpon), 1792 nucleotides long. It is a transcript of the gene fbxo9, whose product is annotated as F-box protein 9. Bases 157 to 1425 code for a protein of 422 amino acids. NCBI's taxonomy places the organism in Eukaryota, Metazoa, Chordata, Actinopteri, Elopiformes, Megalopidae. Gene Ontology annotation, biological process: SCF-dependent proteasomal ubiquitin-dependent protein catabolic process. Gene Ontology annotation, cellular component: SCF ubiquitin ligase complex. Gene Ontology annotation, molecular function: protein binding. The transcript has 13 exons. The record is from RefSeq and is a predicted model, not a curated record.
AACCAGCCUGCAGCAGGGAAGCAACUGUUCGAAAUGGCCGCGUUUUGGAGAGCACGGAAUUUUUCCCGUUGUGUUGUCCGCUUUUCUGACCGCGAACUGAACUAAAGUUAAUUUAUUCGGUGACGGAAUAAAUCAACAACGCACAGAUAACCUACUAUGGCAGAAAGUGACAAUAUAUCUGCUGGUAUUAUAGAAGAGGAAAAAGAAGUGGAAGAAGAUUUGGGUGAUUCUGACCUUCAGUUGGAGCUCAGUGUGUUUCGGGCACAGUGGAUGUCCGAACUGAUACCUUCCGCUGAGUCCAGUGCUGCUAAGAGAGAGCUCUUGCAAUCCAGAGAUCUGAAGAGAAAGCAAGAUGUGGCUCGGGAGGAAAAAGCAACAGAGCUGUUCCUAAAGGCAGUUGAAGAAGAGCAGAAUGGAGCUGUCUAUGAAGCUAUCAAGUACUACCGCAGGGCAAUGCAGCUUGUGCCUGACAUUGAAUUUAAAAUCAACUACAGCCGCUCUCCUGAUCCAGACAUCACUGAGGACAAUGAAAGGGAUUGUGAAAUAGCUGAUCUGCUCGCCUACUUCCAACAGCAGCUCACUCUACAGGACAUGUCUCUGAAGAUGUGUGAACCUGAAGUUGAAAUGACACAGCUGCACAUUUCAGCUCUGCCCACGGAGGUGCUGAUGUACAUAUUCCGCUGGGUGGUGUCUAGUGAGCUGGACCUGAGGGCCUUGGAGCAGCUAUCCCUGGUGUGCCGUGGCUUCUACAUCUGUGCCAGAGACCCAGAAAUUUGGCGUUCUGCAUGUCUGAGAGUAUGGGGACGGAGUUGCACUAAAAUGGUGCCAUUCAAGUCCUGGCGGGAAAUGUUUCUGGAGAGGCCCCGUGUGCGCUUUGAUGGUGUAUACAUCAGCAAAACAACAUACAUUCGCCAAGGAGAGGAAUCCCUUGAUGGAUUCUACAGAGCUUGGCAUCAAGUGGAGUACUACAGGUAUUUGCGUUUUUUUCCUGAUGGCCAAGUUAUGAUGCUGACCACACCUGAGGACCCACUCAUUACUGUUCCUCGUUUACGCAGCCGAAACUCCAGGGUGGAAUCUGUUUUGUUUGGUCAUUUCCGUCUGUCCCAAGAUACAGACAAUCAAACCAAAGUUUUUGUUGUUGUUUCCAAGAGAAAAGAAGAGAAGAUUGCAGAGUAUCAGAAAAACAAGUUCUACCGGCGGAAUCCAGGGCCAGAUUCAGAACACAGCUUCCAUGUGGGAUUGCAGUUGUCUUCGGGGGGACGCCAGCGCUUCAACAAGCUGGUGUGGAUCCACCACUCCUGCCACAUCACUUACAGAUCAACUGGAGAGACGGUGGUCACUGCUUUCAAUGUUGACAAAACUUACACACCUCUGUUUUUUGCGCGUGUGAAGAGUUAUACUGCAUUCUCAGAGAGGCCCCUUUAGGUCCACCUCCAGGACACAGAUGCAUCACAAAGAUUAAGAUCAUUCAAAAGUUUACACAUACUUAGGCAUUUGCAGCUCUUUUCAAACUCUGCUCCCUGCAUCUUCUCAUGCUGGAUGAUGAUUUUGAUGAAUGUACACUGGUUAAGGUGUGAAUUUCUUGGGUUUCCUACUUGAGUUGAAAUGUAGAAAUUAUUAUGCAUUCUUGUCAUGUACGCAUUCAUUGUUCUCUGAGGCUUAAAGCUGAGAAAUGAGUUGUCAGUAAUGGACUCUUCACUAUUCUGAGCAAUAUGUAUGUACAAAAAGCUAAUUUCACAGAGAAUGGCUUUAAGUGUUUUUCGUUGUAUUAUAAAAAUCCUGAUGUACAGGA